AUGGCGUCGGCUCCCGUCUCCUCAUCGAUGUUCAUGCGGCUCGUGAGCACAUGGAGACUUUUAGCACUCAGAAGUGACGUCGAUAGCAUCAUACUCGAACUUCUUGGGGUCUUCUCGCUGGAGAAGAUCUACUCUGAAGGUGACAAGGAGACGUACCAGCAGUUGCUUGUGACCUUACUCGCCCAGCUGAAUUCCAUCUUCUAUAUUCAAAGGCUCUCUUUACCUUCAGAAAACUUGCAGGUCGGAUGGUACCUAGGGUUUAUUGUCAGCUGGGAGGUGACCUUGCGUUCGAUAGAGUAUGUACUGCAGAUAGUUAUAGAAGGGCGAGAAAGCCUCUGGGAGGCACAGCUGCUGAGGGACAAAUAUCUCGCUGAAUUCCUCCUCUCUGCACUUCGAGUUCUCACGCUACAUCCCAAGACUCCGGCAAACCAGCGAGCCAAGGACCGCCGAGAUCGUUUUGCGAGAAUACACACAUCUUUGGAGCGAGUGUUCAGUAGCUAUCCAGGAAACAACUCAUUUCUCUUACAAAUUGCCAAGGAUAUCACCGACGCCUUGCGCAAAGAUCCUGAAUCUCUGGGUCUUCCUUCCGGGCUGAAGUAUGAGAUUCCAAACUUGGCAUCCGAACUAUACCCUCUUGCGGAAUGUUUCUCGUCCGCACGAAUAUCUGCACUUGCACCACCAGAUGGCUUCUCUAGCGGCUGGCUAUCCCAAUUUCUGGCUCUAAGAGAUGUUUCUCAUUUUGUAGUGGGAGCAUCCGUUCAAUAUGUCGUAAACAGGGAAAAUCGUGGUAUGCACCUUCAAGCGUCAUCAUCUAGGGCUCGAAAUGCUAUUCUGCACACACUGGAUAAUAUACAGCUGCCAGCAUAUCUAUUGAAGAUUGACUUGGUUGCUGAAUUCAGCGAGACCUUUCGAAUAAUCUUACCCAGUACGCCGAGUCUACAACGACGAGCUUCCGAAUCCCAAAUCGACGAAAGUGAAAUGGAUGCAAUAGACGCUUUCUGUUCCAGGCUUAGCGAACGGCAAAUAGUACAUCGGGUGAGUGAUAGAGAGGUGAUGCAUGCAAUGUCAGAAGUUACUAGAAAUAUCGCGCUUCUCGACGAUUCUAGUGAGCAGUUCAGACAUAUAUGGGGGCUUUUAAAACCAUUCGAAGCGACUGCAGAUACAAUCAACGUGGAAAGACACUUAUCAACACACUACUUCCAACUUGCACCUCCAAAAGUCGAGGCAGGCGUAUCUCAUUUCAGCUCCAGCAAUGUACUUUCAAGUGGCCAAACGGAAUUUUCGUCUCAUCGUGAAUCACCGGACAGGUCUCAUUCUAUCUCACAGAGCCUUGUAUCGCCAUUAUCACCCGGGUUCCGCCAUAUGCCAGACGCGCCCGCGCCACAGAUGAAUUCUGUGGACUCGUUCAACAUCAAGGAGACGAUAAUUCAGUCUGAGACACCGUUCUCUCCGGAUUUAGUCGGUAGUCCUGGUCCAAGUCAAAGUCGGUUCGAACAACCGGCCCCGGUAUUGUCAUUUGACCCCGUUCCGAUAGUCAGAAGUCGAACAAUUCCAAUGAUAGCUCCGCCCGAGAAAGGGAAAUCCAAAUGGAGAUCUCCAUUUGGUUCAAGAAAAGAAUCUGUAGGUACUUCAGCAGAUACAAGCUCGCUAUCAUCAUCAAACUUAGAUUCGCAAAGGCUUGAUGAAAUUUCGUUGAAGCCAUUAGCCGGGGUCCCGAAAAAGAAUGCCAAGGGCAAAGGGGCAAAAAGCAUAAGUGUCUAUCUUUCUCAGAAUUCGACUUACGCACUCUUUUGGAAUCCUUUCUCGAUUUACAUAUUUGACGUUGGACCUUCCCCUCCAACAAUUGGAAGAGCGAUUUCGACUGAGAGCGCAUGCGUCUUGGUAGCUGUUACGAAAGUUCAUCUUGCAUAUGUGAUUGGCACACGCGACCAGAAACUCACCCUUCGAAUUGUGAAUCUGGUUCAACCAUCGACCCCGGCGAUUGAUUAUCGCAUGGCCUCCUCUCCCUGGUGUAGGAGUAUAGCAAUCUGUCCUAAAGAAAAUUAUGUUGUGAUUGGAUUUGAUAACUCCCUGGUCCGUCUCUAUUCCACUACGAAUAGUGAACCGCCCAGGGAAGACCGUCUUCAUAGCCGCUAUCACCCAGAAUGUAAGGAUUGUCCACCAGUCGAUACUCUCUCAUUCUCAAACGAUGGACUGCAUCUCCUCGGCACUACGAGGAGUCAUAAAACCGGGAUAAUCCAAGUAUAUUCAUGGAAAUUUCCAUUUUCGAGUUUCGACGAGGUCUCCUCUUGUCGGUACCAAGUGCCAUUGCAUGAGUCGGAAGAUGGCGGAGUGUCAUCAGCUAUAUUUCGAUCAGGCUCGGGCGACGACGAAGACGUGAUAUGCAUCACGACGUGGACUCAAUCUGGAGUUCCAAUACUUGUUCAGCCCCAAGAUGGACACAGGACAGAUAUCAGAAGCGAAAUCUCAGUUCGGCAGAACAGGCUCGGAUCUCGAAUUCAGUGCGCUGCUUUUUCUCCGACCGGCACAGAGCUCGCGUUAGUCAAUGAUAAAGGUGAUCUGUACCAGAUUUCGAGCCUGAAUUCGAGUCCCAUGAAUAUCAACAAGCUAGCUACGUCUAAAGAGUUGACAGCAAAAUCCGAAUCGUUCGCAAUGACUUUCAUGACAUUGCCGGACGAAGAGGCGAUUGUAAUGGCAUGGGCGGAUUUUGCAAAAGGAAUGGGGUAUAUUAAAAAGCUCCCUACAUCUUCAUCUGGAAUGGGAUCUGUGACAUCCACACCUGGCAUAACACGAGCAAUCCCUGAGACCUCUCACUUCGAGCUACAUGCCGAAAGCAAGCAGCCCCCGCAACCUCCCGCGGAGUUGGUGUCGCCUGAUACACCGUCAAUGUUCAAGAGCAUGAAGGGGUUGGGCUUGGCCAAGGAUAAUUCCUUUUGA
This is a messenger RNA of Lachnellula hyalina, 2937 nucleotides long. RefSeq lists its product as uncharacterized. Bases 1 to 2937 code for a protein of 978 amino acids. The record is from RefSeq and is a predicted model, not a curated record. Gene Ontology annotation, molecular function: protein binding. The transcript is spliced from 5 exons. NCBI's taxonomy places the organism in Eukaryota, Fungi, Ascomycota, Leotiomycetes, Helotiales, Lachnaceae.